Messenger RNA from Rhincodon typus (whale shark), 9954 nucleotides. RefSeq names its product collagen, type VI, alpha 4a (gene col6a4a). The record is from RefSeq and is a predicted model, not a curated record. Gene Ontology annotation, molecular function: extracellular matrix structural constituent conferring tensile strength; serine-type endopeptidase inhibitor activity. NCBI's taxonomy places the organism in Eukaryota, Metazoa, Chordata, Chondrichthyes, Orectolobiformes, Rhincodontidae. The transcript has 39 exons. Gene Ontology annotation, biological process: extracellular matrix organization. The coding region runs from base 140 to 7000 and encodes 2286 amino acids.
GAGGCAGCUCGAUAUUAUCUCGUUUAUUUCGCUGACUAGGUUCUGCUCCGCGGUGCUCGAACCGUUGUGAAGAGGCAAAAGCCGAGCCGCCUUCCAGGGUGGAUAAGUGGAAAGGAAAAUACCUUGAAGUUUUCUCAACAUGGGGUGGUUAGAAGUAACUGCCAUAUUAUUUCUUCUAACUGCAAAUAUGUGUGUUAUCAAGUCUCAACCAAUGGCUUCUGAAUCUUACUCUGAUGUGGUCUUUCUGGUUGAUGGAUCUCGAAAUGUGGGACGAGCAGGAUUUCGUCACGUGCAGAACUUCAUUGUGAAGGUUGUUGAACAACUGAAUGUGGCAGUAAAUAAAUACAGAAUUGGACUUGCUCAAUUCAGUGGGGACGCGCGAACAGAGUUCUUACUGGAGAGAUUUCGGACAGAACAGGAGGUGUUGAGUUACUUACGGAGAGUUUAUAACUUCAAGGGUGGAGCAGCACUGAAAACAGGACGUGCCAUUGAAUAUAUGCAUAAAGAGUUCUUCAUUGAAUCUGCUGGAAGCCGAAAGAAUGCUAAAGUUCCUCAGUUUGCAAUAAUAAUCACUGCUGCUUCAUCGCAAGAUGAUGUUGAAAUAGCUGCCAGAGCUUUGAAAAGGGAUGGUGUGAAAGUUAUUUCCAUUGGUAUAGGGAGAGAAGACCGAGACGAUCUAGGAAAAAUGGCCUAUAUAAAAAAUGACAUAUUUAUGAUAAAAGUCAACAACUUUAAUGAACUUGUGCAGUCUGCCAUUGGACUGUCCACUACAAUCAAAACAAUGACACAGAAAGAGUUUGUACAUGAAGAACUCAAAGCACCAGCGGUGUGCCAAACUGCUUCAGUUGCUGAUGUUGCUUUCCUGGUAGAUGAAUCAAGCAGAAUUGGGGAAGCAAACUUUCAACUGAUCCGCAGAUUUCUAUACAAUUUUAUCAAGGUGCUUGAUAUUGGUUCAGAAAAAGUGCGAGUUGGUUUGGUUCAGUACAGCAAUGCUCCAAGAACACAGAUUCACUUCAUGACACUUCAAGACAAGGAAGAAAUUCUCAAGCACAUUGCAAAUACACCUUACAGGGGCGGAAGUGCAAACACAGGAGCUGCUAUUGACUUUCUCAAAGACAAUUACUUUCAGCCAAGAACAAGUGGCAGAGAAACAAAAGGGAUUCCUCAAAUUGCAAUCGUGGUUACUGAUGGAAACUCCAACGAUGGUGUCAGGAAUUCAGCUGCUGCCCUUCGCCGUCUCGGUGUUACAGUAUACGCUUUGGGAACUAAAAAUGCGAAUUUCAAUCAGCUAGCAAGCAUUGCCUCAUAUCCUCCAGAAAGUUUUGUUUCCCAUGUCGAAAAUUUUGAAAAUUUAACAUCGAUUGAAAACGUUCUCCAGAAGAAAAUUUGCAUUGAAAUUGUCAAAACUACUGAAGUAAAAGCUGAAAAAAUAACCCAGCUUCUCGAAGGUUGUAAAGAAACUGAAGAAGCCGACAUCUAUUUCCUGAUUGAUGGAUCAGGUAAUCUAGAUUCGGAUGACUUCAAAGACAUGAAAGAUUUCAUGCUUGAUAUAGUACGCAUAUUCCGCAUUGGCAAAGACAAAGUACGGAUUGGUGUUGUCCAGUAUGGAUCUACUACACAGACAGAAUUUGACGUCGGUAAAUAUGCAAGUAAAAAAGAAGUUGAAGAAGCUAUUGGAAAAAUCAGAUUGAUCGGAGGAACGAUCUCAAAGACGGGUCAAGCAUUGGUACAGAUGAAGGAACUCUUCAACAAAGCAGAUAAAACUCGUAAAAAUCGAGUACGCCGCUUCCUGAUCAUUGUCACUAAUAGAAAGUCAGAGGACGAUGUUUCAAGACCUGCUGCAGGAUUAAGGCAAAGGGGAGUCAAUGUUUAUGCUGUUGGUGUGGCUAAAGCUGAACGCAAUGAACUUCACCAGAUUGCAGGAGCACUUGAAAGAGUCUUUCACACAGCAAACUAUGAUGCUUUGAAAGAAAUAAAACAUAGGAUUAUACGGGAUAUGUGUGCUAAAGAAGUCUGCAGUAAACUUGAGGUGGCAGACAUCAUUUUUCUAAUCGAUGGUUCCAGAAGUAUAUGGAUUAUAGACUUUAACAAAAUGAAAAAGUUUAUCGAAACCUUGAUCAACUCAACUGAAGUCAGUGACACCAGAGUCCAAGUUGGUUUAAUACAGUUCAGCUCACAAACAAGAUUGGAAUUCCAACUCAAUCAAUACCAUGACAAAGCAGAACUACUGAACGCUGUUCGGAACGUUCAGCAGCUGAAUGAGCAGACAUGUACAGGCCGUGCAUUGAGAUUUACAGCUGAAUACUUUGAUAGCUCGAAAGGGGGUCGCCCAAAUGAGCGACAGUACCUUAUUGUGAUUACAGAUGGAGAGGCAGAGGAUGAGGUGUAUGAACCUGCCAAAGCCAUCAGGGACAAAGGGGUUAAUAUUUUUGCCAUCGGUAUCAUCAACGCUAAUAACACCCAGCUUGUGGAGAUUGCAGGUUCCCAAGACAAAGUUUAUCAUGUGGAAAACUUUGAUGCCCUAAAGGAUUUGGAUAAAUCGAUAUCAUUUGAAGUGUGCAGUCGAUCUGAAGAGUGCGGGAGGAUAGAAGUUGCAGACAUUGUCUUUGUUCUGGAUGGAUCAGACAGCAUAAGUAAACCUCAGUUUGACAGCAUGAAGAACUUCCUGAUGUCAGUCGUGAACCGUUCUGAAGUUGACAGGGAUAAUGUUCGCUUUGGUGCCAUUGUGUACGGAAACAAUCCACAGACCAUAUUCAGGCUGGACAGCUUCACGAGCAAAGCUGAAAUCAGAAGUGCACUUUGGGGAUUACAAAAGGAGACACGCGGACCUAGGUACACAGUGAAGGCUCUGAAACUCGCAAGGAACCUUCUGACUGAAGAGAAAGGUGGUCGAGGAAAAAGCAAUUCCACUGUGCCACAGUUCAUUAUUCUCAUCACUGAUGGAAAAGUCACAGAUUCAGAAGACAUACCGUCCUUAGCGAAUGAGCUCAAGAAAGACGGUGUUGAAGUCUACGCCAUUUGUGUAGCUGGUGCUAACAAACAAGAACUUCUGUCGAUCACACAAUUAGCAGACAAUUACUAUGAUGCUCCAGAUUUUGGUUAUUUGGAGCAGUUAUCCCCUAUAAUUUCUCAGUUGCUGUGUAAUGAAACAAAACCAGAAUGUGAACUCAAGAAAGCAGACAUUGUUUUCCUUCUGGAUGGCUCAGAGGUAGUAACAAGCGGUGACUUUGAGUCAAUGAAGAGCGGCUUGAAAGACUUUGUCAAGUUGUUUAAUGUUGGUGAAAAUCAUUUCCAGUUUGCUUUGGUCCAGUACGGUACAACACAGCGUUUUGAAUUCUACUUGACACAGUCUGAUUCGCAUGACGUGCUAAAAAGCAAGAUUGAUGAAAUCACUCAGAUUGGUGGGGAAACCGCCACUGGAGCCGCUUUGACAUUUGUGAACGCCCACCUCCAGAAAUUGGAGGGAAAUCGAAGAAAUGAAAAGGUGCCCCUCUACCUUUUAGUGAUUACAUCUGGGACAUCUGUUGACAGUGUAGUUACAGCAGCUGCUGAGUUGCACAAACAGAAUAUUCUAAUAUUUGCGCUCGGUAUUCAAAACGCAAAAGGCUCUGAGCUUCUGAAAAUUACUGGAUCACCACAGAGAAAACUGUUUAUUAAAGACAUUGGUGACUUAAGUAAAGUUAAAAGAAGAAUUGUUCGUAGUAUCUGUAUUCCCCAUCCUCCUCCACAAGACGAUCCAGCGUGUUCGAUAGACAUUGUUGUGGGAUUUGAUUUCUCAAGAAGGACUGGUUCAAAGAACAUAUUUGAUAGCCAACAAAAGCUAAAGUCAAAGCUUGGUCCAAUAUUACAGGAAAUUGCAUCCAUACAAUCGAUCAGCUGUGCAUCUGCUUCCAAGCUAAACAUCAAAAUGAGCUAUCACGUGAUAAGCAACACUGGCAAAUCUGUCUUUGAAGCUGGUUUUAAAGUUUAUGACCCAGACGUUUUAGAUAAGCUGCUCCAAACUCAAACAGAUGACGACAUUGAUCUGAAUGCAGGAAGUAUAAAAUCAUUUAUUGAUGCAUUCAAUGCAUCAACUUCAACAACAAAGGUGCUGAUAUUGUUCACAGAUGGAUUUGAUGACGGAGAAGUGGUUCUUAAACAAAGCUCAAAAGAAAUCAACACUAAAGGAAUCCAUGCACUCGUCACAGUGGCUCUGGAAGGUGCUGUCAAUGUGCAUGAGCUUCAUCACAUUGAGUUUGGAACUGGAUAUGGAUACAAACAACAGCUAUCAAUUGAAAUGAAGGAUAUUGGAAAAGCUUUGAUGAACCAAAUCAGGGCAGCCAUGGAAACAAAGUGUUGUGAUGUUUCAUGCACCUGCUUGGGAGAACCAGGUCCGAUCGGUGUGCAAGGGAUCAAAGGGCCGAAGGGACAAAGAGGUGCAAAGGGACUUCAAGGCUACCCAGGAGACGAGGGAGGACAAGGUGAGAGAGGUCCACAUGGAUAUAAUGGUACAGUUGGAGAUGAUGGAUGUCCAGGUGCUAAGGGCUUCACAGGAAGACGAGGUUAUCGAGGACAAAAGGGUAGUGAUGGAGACAUUGGCAUUGAUGGAAUAACUGGAGAGCAGGGAGAUUAUGGACUUGCUGGACCUGCUGGUGAAAAAGGCAUUCGUGGAAAACCGGGUAGAAAAGGCCAGAAAGGUAUUCUAGGUGAUCGUGGAGAGACCAGUUCGCGUGGAGACCCUGGCGAAUCUGGAGCAAGCAAUAAUGUCCAAGGUCAAAAGGGUGAAAGAGGAAACCCUGGCCAAGUGGGUGAUCCAGGUAAAAGUGGUAACCCGGGAAAACGUGGUGGUGUUGGAAAUCGUGGUCCUGUUGGUGGAAGGGGACAGAUGGGUGCACAGGGGCCUAAAGGAAGAGAUGGUGCUCCAGGCCCUCCAGGAGAUCCAGGAGUGCGAGGCAUACAGGGGACACCAGGAUCUCCUGGUACUCUGGGUCGAAAAGGAGAAGUGGGAACUCGAGGUCGGCAGGGUCCGACCGGAGAGCCAGGCCCUCUGGGAAUAGAUGGUGACAUUGGUCAUAAAGGGAAACAUGGUCAACCUGGAAAUCCUGGGGAGAAAGGCAUAGAAGGAGUAGAUGGACCUCGUGGCAUUAUGGGGCCAGAUGGCAAGAAUGCAUUUGGAUCCAAAGGAAUAAAAGGAAGAAAGGGAACACGUGGAAAUCCUGGAAAUGCUGGUCCACAGGGAGAGGAUGGAGAUCCUGGAUUCCCUGGUAAUGAAGGAUCAAAAGGAACAAGAGGUCGCAGGGGUAACAUGGGCGUUCCCGGUGAUCCUGGUGAGCCAGGCUCAAUUGGAGAUCCUGGAGAAACGGGCCAGAAAGGACCACCAGGUCAUGCAUUGGAAACGUCUUGUGGCCUUAUUGCAUAUAUACGAGAGAGCUGUCCUUGUUGUUCACAAAGAAAAGGAAAGUGCCCUGCAUACCCCACAGAGUUGGCAUUUGCUCUGGACAUGUCUGAGGAUGUAACACCAGCAAUAUUUAAACAGAUGAAGACCAUUGUAAUUAAUUUUCUCAAGGAUAUUAGCAUUGCUGAAAGUAACUGUCCCACAGGGGCUCGUGUCGCUGUUCUCACCUACAGUAACGUGGCAAGGCCUUUCAUUCGAUUUUCAGCCUUUAAGAAGAAACAGUUAAUGCUGAAAGAAUUAGAUGCACUCUCAUAUGAAAGAUCGAGUAACAGACGGAAUAUUGGCAGUGGUAUGGAAUUUGUUGCGAGAAAUACUUUUAAACGUGUACGUAACGGUGUCCUGGUGAAGAAAGUAGCUGUCUUCAUCACGAAUGGAGGAUCCCAAGACACUGAGGCCUUAGCCGCAGCUGCCACUCAGUUCUUUGCUUCGGGCAUCACUCCAGUCAUCAUCUCCUUUAAGAACAUCCCAGAGGUAGAACAAGCUUUUCCGAAUGCAGUGGUUGUAUUACCAAGACAGCAACAACGUUCCCAGGAGCUGUUACAACAAGUCUUUUUAUGUACACUUUGCUAUGAUGAGUGUAGCCCUGAUGACCAAUGUCCAAGAAGAACUGCCCCAUUGCUUAUUCCAGUAAGCCUGGACAUAGCUUUUGUUCAUGAUGACUUACGGCAAAUGGAACCUACACAAUCUGAAACAGUUCAGCAUUUCCUGAGCUCAAUGCUUAAUCAGUUUGUCAGCUCUGCAGAACCUAAAACCCCUGAUCUUCAUCCCCGGGUGGCUCUGGUACACCACACACCAAAUUACACACCAAAAUACGGGAAAGUUCCUUUUAACUUAGAGUUUGGAGUUUUGGAUUACACUGCAAAAACCCUAAAGAAGAGACACAUCCAUGACUCAUUUAAUCCGCUAGAGGGCGCCACUGGCAUUGACAGUACCAUUGAAUGGACCUUGAAAAAUUUCUUCUCAAAUCUCACAAGUCAGAGAAUUUACAAAGUUAUUUUUACAAUAUUUUCAGGGGAGACAAGCAUUGAUGAGAAGAAAUUACUGGAAAUAUCCCAAGAAGCCAAAUGUAAAGGUUUCACGAUAUUUGCACUGGCCCUUGGGGAGGUAUUUAAUGUCACAGUCCUGGAGGAGUUUGUCAGUUUUCCUUUUAAUCAACAUUUACUUCAUUUGGAUAGAGCCCCGGAGGCUGAAAUUGAAUACGCGCAAAAGUUUGCAGUGAGUUUUCUGAAUAAUCUGGCAACUGGAAUCAACAACUAUCCACCUCCAUCUCUAAAGAAGGAAUGUGAAGGAAUAAAUUCUGACAGUGCAGAAGAAGCAGAAAUAUUUCCUGUUACGCCCUUGAACACUUUGCAAGAUUUUGAAGAACAGAAAGAUGAUACCAAUAUUUAUGAUGAGUGCAUGCUGAAUCUUGAUGAAGGAGAUUGUUACAACUACAACCUAAAAUGGUACUUUGAUAAAAGUUCACGAGUCUGCAAGAAGUUUUGGUACGGUGGCUGUGGAGGAAACAAGAACAGAUUUGACACCCAUGAGGAGUGUGAAGCCUUGUGUCUAAAAUCAGCCUUGUAAAUGCUGGUUAUUUCAGAUAAACAUACUUGACACAAACAUAACAUUUCAGUGUGGCAUACCACUUCCUAUCUUUGUAUAGAAUACCUCAUUUACACUGAUACAUCCUGUUUAUACCUUUUAAACAUUUUUGAUAAUAAUUAAGAAUUAGAACUAUCCUGUUUACACUGUCUCUCAAUGCUGGACAGCUCCGGCAAAAUAUAGCCAUACCAACGUCCCAGGAAAAGAACGUUAUAAUGUAUAUUUUUCUUCUAUGAAUGUUUUUACACAAAUGAAAUGGAGAGGAAAGAUGGCAGCAGGGUCAUCCAGAAGUAAUGACAGAAUAUCUAAUGGGUUGCAAGAUUUUUAUUUUUGAAGUUACAAAUUUACAAACAAUUAAAAUCAAAUUAAAACAUGAGAGAAGUGAGAAGUCAAUUUCUCCGGUUAUUCCCCAUUCUCAGCUAUUUCUGUGGCCUGGAAGAAUUCUGGCUGGAUUCUAGACCGUAAUUGCUGGAGGAAAUGUGAGCACCGCAGAGGACUGCUGAGGGUUAAUGUGUCUGACUGCUGCUUGAGAACCUCAGCCUAAGAUCCUAAGUGCUUUCCAUUUCCCAAGAAAGGGGAAAGAUGAUUCAAAAACAAAACCUCUACUUGCAUGAGAAUGUUUUCUGCCUAUCCUGAAAAAAGGCGCUAGUGCCUGCAUUUGCCUCUGGGUCGCUGGCCGAGCAACCAUAACAUCAAAAUUAGGCAAAGUCUUCUUUUAUCCCGUUCAAAUUUUGACGCGAAGCCUAAAGGCUUAGUAUAUGCAGACCCAAAUGGCACUGGGAAGACCUAGGAAAUUGUCAGGCAGCUCCAUGCAAGUAGAGAUCCAAGUCUCCUAGUGCUUAUCCCCGAUGAGACGAAUGAAAGAUAAUUCAUCCUAUUCUCUAUUCAGCAGAGAAUUCUUUAAAUACAUAAAGUAUUGUGAUAAUGUGCCAAAUAGAUAGUCAGCUUUAUUUCCUGCUUUAUCAAUUGAGCAAUAAAAAAUUGUUUUUUUCGCAGCUGGCUACUUUGCAUUAUAAAAGCACCAGACUGAUUUGUGAAUAGUCUGCUGGUUACAAGCAAAGAGGUGGAAAUUAGAUAUUGGUUCAUAUUGAGCAAUUCAUAUUGGAAUGUUUCAUGUAUUAAUGCAAGUUGCAUAUAAAAUCAUUGUCGAAAUUAAAUGCCCCACCUUUUUUUGGUGGUCAUUGUUAUCCGUUGUCAUUUCAGCUUCCUGCCAUAAUUUAAGUUUAAGAUCAGAAUCUUCCAGAAGUUUAAUUUCUUUUGUGUAAAUUUUGUUUCUGUUAAUGAGAUAUUGGUUUUCAUUUGCUGACAUGCUUAAUUUAAUAUUAAAGGGGCAGUGAUGCAAACAUUUCAAAAGUGACUUUAUUUCACACCAUUUAACGAGAUUCUGUUCAAAGCGUAGCCCUGCUUCAAGUACAAAAUAUGAUGGAGAAUGAGUUACAUAUUUAGCAAAAUUUGACCCUAUGUGCAUGUAAAAAAAGAAGGGUCCUUGUUCAAAAGUCACUGAAAGCUAACAUGCAGGUGCAGCAAACAAUUCAGAAUGCAAAUGUCAGGUUAGUCUUUAUCACAAGUGGGUUUCAGUACAAAAGCAAAGAAAUCUUGACUCAGUCAUAUAGAACCAUGGUGAGACUAUACCUGGAGUCCCGUGUACAGUUCUGCUCCCCUUCCCUGAGGAAGGAUGUACUUGAAAUAGAGGGACGACAGUGGAGAUUCAUUAAACUGAUUCCUGGUUUGGUGGAACUGUCCCAUGGGGAAGAGUUUGAGGAAACUGAGCUUGUAUUCCUUGGAGUUUAGAAGAAUUAAAGGUGACCUCAUGGAAAUGUAUACAUUUUUUAAAGGGGUAAAUAGAGUAGAUGAAGAAAGGACAACCCCCCACCUUGCUGUGGGAUCUAGAACUCUGAGACACAAUCUCAGAAUAAAGACUGCCUAUAUAGAACUGAGUUGAGGAGGAACUUCUUGUCAAAUGAUGGUGAAUCUUUAGAAUUCUGCACAACAGAAGGCUGUGGAAACUCAUUCGUUAAGUUAGUUUGAGAGGGUUAGAUACAUUUCUAGUCACUAAUGACCUAAAGGAAAAUUGGGAUAGCUUGCGGAUGUGGCAUUAAGGUAGAUGGGUAGCCGCAAUUUGAUAUGGCAGAGAAGACUGAAGUGACUUCAGGGACAGUAUCUUCAAUUUCCAGGUUGAUACCCAUGGAGUCUGCUGUGUCUAGGAUUCUGCAGGCUCCCAGUGUACAUCUUCAGUCUGCACCACUCCAAUGACUAUUUGGCUGUCAGAAUAUCCGAUCCCUUUUGGACAAAAACACUUUCCAAUUUCUCACCUCUUUAAGAAAUACUCUCCACCUUUGAUCUUCCCACCAAAGUGAUUAACCUCAUACUUAUCCACUUCAUAUUUCAUCUGACAUUUGUAGCCCUCUCACUCAUCCUAUCUAAAUCCUUUUGCAUUGUCCCCACAGCUCUCACUCCCACUAAGUUUUUAAUCCUCUGUAAAUUUGUAAAUCCUACAAUUGGUCCCCAUAUCUAAAUCACUAAUGUAGGUUUUGAAAAGCUGAGGUGCAAGCAUUGAACUGUGUAACAUCCCACUUGUCACAGUCCACUGACCUGAGAAUGACCCAGUUAUGGCUACUGUCUGCUUUCUGCCUGUUAACUCAAGCCUCAAUCCAUGCCGGCAUUUUACAUUUCAUCCCAUAUGCUUUCAUUUUGUUUACAAAAUGUAAUACUUGUUUUUAAGGGAAAUAUUAUUUUUCAGUGCUCGGGGUAGGGAAUACAGCUAUUUGUAUGUCACUUUGUAUCCCCGAACCUGCUCAAUGAAUUAUGUGGUACUAUUGGAUUCAGAGUACCCAGAUGACUUCAGUGAAAUGCUAAUUUGAUGAUGUGAAAUCUACCGUUGUUUGAUAGAAUAACGUUUAUUUGUUUUGUAAUAUAAAGUGCAUUUAUGAACUCAA